AUGCCAAAAGAGAGAUCCCCAACGAAUAAGAAGAAGGAAACUGCCACCACAACUUCUUCUUCUGACUCAACCAACAAGAAAGUUCAUGAAUCAAAAACAAACAUCAAGCCUGCAGUAAAGAUCAAAAUGAAAUUUCCGUGUACUCAUGCUUUUGAAUGUACUUCGGGAGAAAUAUUGUGGGGACAAGUGCAGUGUAUGAUCAGAGGAAGCAAAACAAAGGCUCAUGAUGGUGUGAAUGGGCCAACCAAUUCCGGAUUCAGUGGGACCAUUUUACAAAGUGAAUUUUGUUAUCGAGCUGCAGCUCGCAAGGGCAAAUGGGUUGUUGAGAGAUUUGUAAAUCCAGAGGAGAAUUGGGUGGGUGGAUUUAUUAUUCAUCAUGAAGACAUUUCUGGUAAGGAAUUGCUCGAGAGAUGUGCUACUGUUGGUAUCUCACUUGCACAGAGCCAUGAGGACAAGCAAAUCGUCUAUGUCAAUCGAUAUGAUUGGUCGUGGCACUCUGGAUCUAGCUCUGAAGUUCAGAAGGAGCUCAAAUUGUAUAAAUCCAAGUCCAAGAAGAAGAAAAAGGAUGAAGACGAAGAUUAUCGUGGAAGUGACGAAGAGUUUGGCUCUGACUGUGAUGAUGACGAUAACAAGUUAGGGGGUAACUUACAACUGAUUGACGCCAGCGAGUAUGACUCCGUGAUGAAAUUGUUAAGCUCAAAGCACCCCGAGGAAUGUGUACAAUACCGAGCUCCCAAUGGUACGCUGUGUGGAAUUCAUGUGUGUGACGAUAACACUGAAUAUGAACUUGGAUGGCUUAUUUUCAGUGGUAAGAAACAUACAGAUUUCCCAGAGAGUGAUGAAUUGGUUGGAUUUAUCUAUGAUAGCAGCUAUUGUGCUUUGGAAGGUGACUUUGAGGUCGAAUAA
Messenger RNA from Naegleria fowleri, 906 nucleotides. RefSeq lists its product as uncharacterized. The coding region runs from base 1 to 906 and encodes 301 amino acids. The record is from RefSeq and is a predicted model, not a curated record. NCBI's taxonomy places the organism in Eukaryota, Heterolobosea, Eutetramitea, Acrasida, Naegleriidae. The transcript has a single exon.